AUUCUGACUGUAUCCGUACAAGAAAAUAAUAAAACAGACGGAUCACAGAGAAAACAAAAAACCAGCAAAAAUAAAUACGUGAAAUGAAGAAAAAGGACAACAAAAUAAAAUUAAAAAUGAAUGCAUUUGCAUGCAGGAGAGAGGAACAAGGGGUACAUUAAAAAAAAUUAAACCGCGAUAUUACGUCAUCGAGGCCUCCCCAAUCACAGAACGAGACUUCCAGGACUCUCACGUGAUUCUCCUUCCAAUUGUUGCCGGUAAGUUAACAGAAAAACGUUUUGUUUUGUUUUUUUGACUAGUUAAAGGGAAAACCGUCUCAGACUGGCCCGCUACUGUACGGGACAGAGGGCCCAGAGAGGCACCGAGUUAAAGUUAAAGUUUCUCUGACACUUUAACGCGGUUUGAAGUCUCCAUCCCGCGGCUCUCGGGUUAGCCCAUUGCUAACGCUGCUAGCCUAACCGCCACCAACGGCCAGCCCCGUGAGGCUUUUACUUUGAAAGAGUCUAAUUUUAAAUGAAUUUUAAUUAAAAUCUGCUAAUUCAAGUCUGAGGAAAUCUGUGGGAGAGAGCUCUGAAUCAUUUAAGGGAACAGUCAACAGGCAGCGCUGAAAGCGUUUGAACACAUCAGUCUGCAGGUGUUUGUGUUUCCCUCUGAGCAGCAGAGAUGAGCAGCAGGAGCAGCAGGUGCUGUAUGAAGGGUCGUUCCAGCUGUUGGGCACGUAACGGCCCGGGGGGUCGAUUCUCCAGAGCCGCUCUACAGAAGCCUACCUGGACAAAAGACGAGGACGAGAAGCUGCAGCGGCUGGUGAACGACCUCGGAGCAAACUGCUGGUCUUCAGUUUCCCUUCAUUUCAGAGGUCAAAGGUCACCGGUGGAGUGUCAGCGGCGGUGGCAGCAGAUAAAGAAUCCAGACCUGGUCAAAGGUCCGUGGACGAAGGAGGAGGAUCACAGGGUCAGAGAGCUGGUGCAGAAGUACGGCGUGAAACGCUGGUCGCUGGUCGCCAAACACCUGCACACCCGGAAUGGGAAGCAGUGCCGCGAGCGCUGGCACAACCACCUAAACCCGACAGUGAAGAAGACCAGCUGGACGCUGGACGAGGACCGCGUCAUCUGCCAGGCGCACAGGCUGCUGGGAAACCGCUGGGCCGACAUCUCCAAGCUGCUGCCCGGCAGGACGGACAACUCCAUCAAGAACCACUGGAACUCCACCCUGAAGAGAAAAGUGGAGAAGGAGGGAUACCUGCAGGUCCUGCGCCUCCACAGCUCCUACGUCGCCUCCACCUCGGCACCGGCAUCCAAGAGCUGCGGCCUCCCCUGCAGCAUCCCUGCAAAGGCUGACAGUCUCUCUACCUCAAAGGACGAGUCCAGCUGCGCCUCCGGCAGUCAAAGCGUGUGCAUGCGCCACGGGAGCUCCGCCCACCUGUGCUCCUCCUCCCCCAGAUCUCUGAGCACGAGCAGACCGGUAGCGUCCGUGGACCUGAUGGAGGCGAGCCUGGAGACAUGGAGCCACGACUCAAAGGAAGUGACAUCAUCCCUGAAACAGCCCCCAGCACUGCUGCCCGUCUGCCCGCACAGAAACGACGGCCACCUCUCCGCCAUGGGCCUGAAGGAGAGCAGCGUUGCAGGUAUGAAAGAGCAGGAGCUGGACGGCGAGGACGACUGCUCAUCGCCCUCGUGGAGCAGAAGCAGCCAGAUGGGAGCUCUGAACUUCUCUCCCUCAGAAUUCUUCAGUCUGUGCGCUGCUGACAAGCUGAAGCUGCAGUGUCCACCUCUCACCUCCACCCCCGUCUGCGCCCUCCAACACCCCGUCCAUCAGGAGGAGGCCUGCCCACAGUGCAGCUCCAGCACGCAGACGCCCCCAGAGAUCCGAGAGAAGGUCAGAGUGUCGCUGACAUCUGCUCCUCAAACACCCACUCCUCUGAAGAUCAGUGCGAGCCCGGGCGAGGUCUCUGUGUCUUCCAGUCUGACGAUGACUCUGAUGUGGGAGGACCGGAGCGUGGAUCCUGACAGUCAGCAGUCGGGCAGCAGCUCCGAGGUUCAGGGCGAGAGUCUGCUGACCUCCAUCCUGGACGUGCAGGUUGACCCCACCUCAGCUCAGCAGCAGCAAGUCCAGGCAGAGUGUGGCUUCUCCCUCGACAGCCCCCUCUCAAAGUCAGGGUUGGACGUGUGGUGGAGCCAGGUGGGCUACCUGGACUCACCUGAGUGCCCCACCCACCCCUUUGAGCUGAGCGGUGAGCUGCAGGUGGUGCUGUUCGGGCAAACAGAGGAUCAGAUGAUUGUGACGGAGCAGGCGCGCCUCUUCAUGGAGCCGUGACCUUCAUGCUGCUGGUCAUCCUGAAACUUCAGAGCGUGCUCAGUCUCAGUCGGCCCUCCAAUCAUGAGUGUUUCAGCAUCAGCGCGGCCUCAUCAGCGUGUGAUGUUUGACUGACUGAUUGUUUGUUUGUUUGUUUGUUUGAUUGUUUGAUUGAUUGAUUGAUUGAUUGAUUGACUGAUUGAGGAGAGGAUGAUGGGCAUCUUCACGUGUAUUUUAACGGAUUUUAACCUCAUAGACAGUUUUUAGUGCUGAUUUUAUGAACUGCUCCUUUAAACGUGUAAAACUUUUGAUUUCUUGCUUGAAACAUGGCUGAAUGUUUUUAACACUUUGCUCUUUUAACCCUCACAAUAGAUUUAUUGAUUGUAUUGAUUGAUAUUGGAAUGGAUUUUAAAUGAUUUUAUUUCUUUUUUUUAAACAUCAAAUUUGUGAAGUGACACAAAAACAAAGUGACUGUACAGUUUUAAUAAAGCGAUGAAGCUGGACCGGUGUCCCGACCUUUU
This is a messenger RNA of Haplochromis burtoni (Burton's mouthbrooder), 2813 nucleotides long. RefSeq names its product myb-related protein B. The coding region runs from base 664 to 2313 and encodes 549 amino acids. The record is from RefSeq and is a predicted model, not a curated record. The transcript is spliced from 16 exons. Gene Ontology annotation, biological process: regulation of DNA-templated transcription. NCBI's taxonomy places the organism in Eukaryota, Metazoa, Chordata, Actinopteri, Cichliformes, Cichlidae. Gene Ontology annotation, cellular component: nucleus. Gene Ontology annotation, molecular function: DNA-binding transcription factor activity, RNA polymerase II-specific; RNA polymerase II cis-regulatory region sequence-specific DNA binding.